AUGAAACUUAAUCUCAAAGUACUCAAUGGAAAUGGUGAUGCUAUUGAAAUAGAAAUGAAUGAAAAAAGGACUGUUAGAUUUCUAAAAGACUACCUUGAUUCUAAUCAAUUAUUUGAAGAUCAAUUCAUAACAUUUCAAUGGGAGUUAUUUGAUACUGAUUUAAAUCCUAUUAAUUACUUCCAAAAAGAAAUAAAAACUUUUGGAAAUGAAUUUUCAAAUGAAGCAGCUCAAUAUUUAGAUGAUUUAUAUAAAAAGAUUUUAUUCAGUGUCAUUCCUAUUGAAAAAGUUCAAACUCAUCAAUCAUUAAUUAUUUGUGGGGUGGAGUUUUUUAUGAUUAACAAAAACAAAAUAGUGAACAGUAAUUUUAAAGAUGAGUCAUUUCAACUUUCUCAUGACUCAACACUUUGUAUAGUAAAUUCGUGUAGAAGAGGAAUAGGAUUUAAUUUAAAAAUAAAGGUAGAUAAUCAAGAAUAUGGAAUAGAACCAUAUACAGUCCAACUUGUUUCUGUUUCUCCAUCGUCACUAAUUACACUUCAGUUUCAACCACUUAUUGAGUGGUCAAUCAAUAAUGAUCAACACUACUAUCCUAUCGAAGCACCACCUCAAGAACCAAAUCUAACAAUCAAAAUAUGUUCUAUUCUUUCUCAAGAAACCGAAAUGACUCAUAUUCAAAACCAAUAUGGAGCAGAACCUUCUCUAAUCUUAUCAAAGGCAGUCAAGUUGUUUAAAGCAGUUAUUAGAAACAAUAAAGUUGAAAUAAAUACUUUUUCAUUACCAUUACAAACGACGUAUUCUUUAAUACAACUUAAGCUAUUAUACUUUGAAGGGUCAACAGAACAUGAUAAACUUUAUUGGUCAAUGAUUGGAGAUUCUCAACUAAACGAAUUAGUCUCUGUUGAAGAUUUAAAUGAACUUAUUGUGCUUGGAAAAAUUAAUUCAAGUUCAACUAUAAUUUGUUCUUCUCCUGAAGAUAAAGAGAAAUAUCUAUAUGUAAGUAGAAUGUUGCUGUACCACAGGAACAUCCCAUUAAAUGAAUGUUUUGUAUCAACAACACUUCAAUUGGAUAAUGAAUUUAGAGAAGAAUCUGGAAUUACUUAUCCUUUCCUAAAAAAAAACCCAAUCAAAGAAUUAUCAAUACCUCCAACACCACGAACAAAAACAACUAAAAACAAUGACUUUGAUUCUAUUGCAUCAAGUUUAUCUUUUUGCGAAAAAAUUGAUCAAGACAUUGAAAGUCACAAAAAAGAACAUAUCAGAAAACCAAAUACAAGAAAUCAUCAUCUAAAUGCUUUCGAUAAUUUUAUGGAUCGGUUCAGUGAAAAUCAACCUACUAGUCCAAUUGUUAUGGAAGAAGUUCCUCAGACAUUUGAAGUUGAACGAAUUGUUAGAAAGAAAAUUGUUCAUGGAAAUACAAGUUAUCUAGUUAAAUGGAAGAAUUAUUCAUCCAAAGAUAAUACUUGGGAAACUGAAGAUGAUAUUAGAACUAAAUACGGUGAUUUAGUUGAUGACUUUGAAAAGAAUCAAAAGAAGCCUAAAAAAAUUGGAGUAGAAUAUAAAGAGCAUGGUGUUGUUCAUGACAUUUGGAAUGAAAAAGGGCAAUUACAUGUUUUAUACCAACCAGAUGGCAGACCAAGAAAUGUUUAUCCAAUUGACUUAUUGAAGACAAGGAAUCCUGAGGCACUGAUUGAGUAUUUUGAAUCUAAAUUGUAUGGUUUUGAUGGACAAAACAAAAAGGAAGAGUAA
Entamoeba histolytica HM-1:IMSS is the source of this 1743-nucleotide messenger RNA. RefSeq lists its product as uncharacterized. Lineage: Eukaryota; Evosea; Mastigamoebida; Endamoebidae. Gene Ontology annotation, molecular function: chromatin binding. Bases 1 to 1743 code for a protein of 580 amino acids. Gene Ontology annotation, biological process: negative regulation of transcription by RNA polymerase II; chromatin organization. Gene Ontology annotation, cellular component: pericentric heterochromatin. The record is from RefSeq and is a predicted model, not a curated record. The transcript is spliced from 2 exons.